AAACACAAAAAGCUUGGAUGGUAGUACUUUUUUUUUUCUCGCUAUUCCCAGUAGCGAUUCCCGUUCUCUUUCCCUCUCUGCUUUCUCUCACUCUGUUUAGGUUUUUCUGAGCUCGCCGCUGCUAUUUCUCCGAAUCGGAAGUCCAUCGCUCACUCGCUGUUUAUCCGAGUCAACUUAAAGAAUCGCUAUUCUAAUGGCGAUGGAAGUCACUCAAAUUCUUCUAGGUGCGCAGGCAAUAGAUAGCACUGUGCGCAAGCACGCAGAAGAAAAUCUGAAACAGUUUCAGGAGCAAAAUCUUCCAAGUUUCUUGUUUUCUCUUGCGGGAGAAUUGGCCAAUGAUGAGAAGCCUGUUGAGAGUCGUAAAUUGGCAGGCUUGGUCCUCAAGAAUGCAUUGGAUGCCAAAGAACAACACCGGAAGUUUGAGCUUGUACAAAGAUGGUUGGCCUUAGACCCAUCUGUGAGGGCCCAGAUUAAAGCAUGCUUAUUGAAGACUCUCUCUUCUCCUGCUCAUGAUGCUCGUUCAACUGCAUCCCAAGUUAUUGCAAAACUAGCAGGUAUUGAGUUGCCACACAAACAGUGGCCUGAAUUGGUAGGAACUCUAUUGUCAAAUAUUCAUCAGGUUCCAGUUCACACUAAGCAGGCUACACUUGAAACGCUUGGAUAUAUCUGUGAGGAAGUCUCCCCAGACGUGGUAGAUCAGGAUCAUGUAAAUAAGAUACUCACAGCUGUAGUACAAGGCAUGAACUCUUCUGAGAGUAACAAUGAUGUGAGGCUUGCUGCCACAAGGGCAUUGUAUAAUGCUCUGGGUUUUGCUCAAGCAAAUUUCUCCAAUGAUAUGGAAAGGGAUUUCAUCAUGAGGGUUACCUGUGAGGCUACUCUUUCUCCAGAAGUUAAGAUUAGACAGGCAGCUUUUGAGUGUUUGGUUGCCAUCUCUUCGACUUACUAUGAUAAAUUGACAUCUUACAUUUCUGAUAUUUUCAACAUAACUGCAAAAGCUGUGAAAGAAGAUGAGGAAGCAGUUGCUCUUCAAGCCAUUGAAUUUUGGAGUUCAAUAUGUGAUGAGGAGAUUGAUAUUAUGGAAGAGUAUGGAGGGGAAUUUAGUGCUGAUUCUGAAAUUCCUUGCUUCUAUUUCAUCAAGCAGGCUCUGCCUGCUCUUGUCCCUUUGUUAUUGGAGACAUUACUAAAGCAGGAGGAGGAUCAGGAUCAGGAUGAGGGAGCUUGGAAUAUUGCUAUGGCUGGAGGAACAUGCUUGGGGCUGGUUGCACGAACUGUGGGAGAUGAUGUUGUGCCACUUGUUAUGCCUUUUAUUGAAGAGAAUAUUACAAAGCCGGAUUGGAGGCAGAGGGAGGCUGCAACUUAUGCUUUUGGUUCUAUUUUGGAGGGCCCAUCCCCUGACAAGCUGUUACCACUUGUUAAUGUUGCUCUUAACUUCAUGCUCACUGCCUUGAUGGAAGAUCCAAGUAACCAUGUGAAGGACACUACUGCAUGGACUCUGGGUAGAAUGUUUGAAUUUCUGCAUGGGUCAGCUCUGGAUACUCCCAUUGUUACCUCGGAAAAUUGCCAACAGAUCAUCACUGUUUUGAUACAGAGCAUGAAAGAUGUUCCUAAUGUUGCAGAAAAAGCAUGUGGAGCUCUCUAUUUUCUGGCUCAAGGUUACGAGGACAUGGGAAAUGCAUCUUCACCCCUGACUCCAUAUUUCCAGGAUGGUAUUCGGUCUCUUCUUCAAGUAACUCACCGGGAAGAUGCUGGAGAGUCACGCCUCCGAACUGCAGCAUAUGAGACUUUAAAUGAAGUUGUUAGAUGUUCAACUGACGAGACAGCUUCAUUAGUGAUGCAAUUGAUGCCUAUGAUUAUGAUGGAGCUUCAUCAAACUCUGGAGGGUCAGAAACUCUCAGCAGAUGAGAGGGAGAGACAGAAUGAAUUGCAAGGUCUUCUAUGUGGUUGCUUGCAGGUCAUCAUACAGAAGCUGGGGUCAUUGGAGGCAACAAAAUAUUUCUUUGCCCAGAGUGUGCAGAACACAGACCAAUUGAUGGGCCUUUUAUUGAGAGUAUUUGCUUCUCGAAGUGCCACAGCACAUGAGGAGGCCAUGCUUGCCAUUGGAGCUCUUGCCUACGCAACAGGCCCAGAUUUUGGGAAGUACAUGCCAGAGUUCUACAAGUAUUUGGAAGUAGGUCUUCAGAAUUUUGAGGAUUAUCAGGUUUGUGCCAUCACAGUUGGGGUGGUGGGGGACAUAUGCAGAGCUCUGGAGGAUAAAAUAUUACCUUAUUGCGAUGGGAUAAUGACUCAACUCCUAAAGGAUUUGGCAAGUAACCAGUUGCACCGUUCUGUCAAGCCUCCAAUAUUUUCUUGCUUUGGAGACAUUGCUUUGGCCAUUGGGGAACACUUUGAGAAGUACUUGAUGUAUUCUAUGCCCAUGCUGCAGAGUGCAGCUGACUUAUCAGCUCAGGCAUCAGGUGCUGAUGAUGAUAUGACAGAAUACACCAAUUCAUUAAGAAAUGGAAUCUUGGAGGCAUACUCUGGGAUCUUUCAAGGAUUUAAAGGCUCUCCAAAGACACAGUUGUUGAUGCCAUAUGCUCCUCAUGUUCUCCAAUUCUUAGACAGCUUGUACCUGGAGAAGGACACGGAUGAUGCGGUGACAAAGACAGCAAUUGGAGUACUUGGAGAUCUAGCUGAUACGCUGGGUACUAAUGCAGGUCCCUUGAUUCAGCAGUCCGUGUCAAGCAAAGACUUUCUAAAUGAAUGUUUGACAUCAUAUGAUCAUAUGAUUAAGGAAUCAGCUGAAUGGGCCAAGUUGGCAAUCAGCCGAGCAAUUUCUUUCUGAGUCCAUUGCUACACCGUACAUUCUAGUUCUUGCAUGCAUUUGGGUGGGUCGAGUCGGGUCUGGGAUUGCAUACCAUGAGUCUGGUCAUCACCAAUUUUGGGCACGCGUUUUUGGGGGUCAAUUUGGCUGUCUGUAUCUUGUUGGCAGCGGAGGAGAGUGGGUUUUCCCUAAAUUAUUUUAUUUUAUUUGUUGCCAUGGAGAAAGUCGGCGGUGGUGACCCUUGCAUUUCUGCCUACUCGGCAGAAAUAGAUGAACGUUUUCAUAAAGAAGAAGAGGACACGAGUUUAAUGGUUGUGGGAGGAUUGAGAUAGGAGACCCAUCACCCCCUGACAAUGCCGUCUCCAGCGAGUUGGGGAAAUAAGCUUUUGGAGUAGAUGGUGCCGAGGAUUUUGUUAAGGAAUGGUAGAACCUCAUUUUUUUUUUCGUUAUUUCUUUGGUCAGUCUUUUCGUCUUCUUUUUCCCCACACCAGAAUCCGGUGUCAAUAGUCUGCAUUUUUAUGUGUCAGUUCAGUUGUUACAGGGGGGUAUGAUCUUCUUUUUCCUAUUUUUUGGGUGUACUCUUCUCUACCUGUACACUUUCUCAUUGUGUGGGAUGAUGCUCAUAAAUCAAGGCAUCCAUAUCAUGCAUUUGUCAUUAUUCAUGAUUAUUAUAAUUACCAUAGCUGUUCAAGUGAUUGUUAGAUA
Molecule: messenger RNA, 3505 nt
Organism: Tripterygium wilfordii
Lineage: Eukaryota; Viridiplantae; Streptophyta; Magnoliopsida; Celastrales; Celastraceae
Product: importin subunit beta-1-like
Exons: 3
Coding region: 194-2821 (875 amino acids)
Biological process (GO): protein import into nucleus
Cellular component (GO): nucleus; cytoplasm
Molecular function (GO): small GTPase binding; nuclear import signal receptor activity
Source: RefSeq, a predicted model, not a curated record